Xylaria bambusicola is the source of this 1248-nucleotide messenger RNA. RefSeq lists its product as uncharacterized. The coding region runs from base 135 to 1121 and encodes 328 amino acids. NCBI's taxonomy places the organism in Eukaryota, Fungi, Ascomycota, Sordariomycetes, Xylariales, Xylariaceae. The record is from RefSeq and is a predicted model, not a curated record. Gene Ontology annotation, molecular function: nitronate monooxygenase activity. The transcript has 2 exons.
CCUUUGUCCGCUCACUGAGGCUACAAGUUGGAGGCAUAAGUGUUUACAGCGUCCACAAGCAAGGGAGUGAGUGUGCAGAGCGACGGAACGAAAGGCAAUAAGAAAACGGAGCAAUAUCGACGCAUAUAACCAAUAUGCCUUUUGAUACAGAGCUCACUCGUCGCCUUGGCAUCAAGAUCCCCGUCGUCCAAGGUGGCAUGCAAUAUGUCGGAUAUGCUGAACUCGCAUCUGCCGUCUCCAAUGCUGGCGGCUUGGGCAUUCUUACUGCCCUCACUCAGCCUACACCCGAAGACCUUCGCAAAGAGAUCCAGAAGACACGGACUCUGACAAAGAACCCCUUCGGCGUCAAUAUCACUCUUUUGCCUUCUCUCCAACCACCAGACUACGGCGCAUAUGCUCAGGUUGUGAUUGACGAGGGAAUCAACAUCGUUGAAACCGCUGGGAACAGCCCUGGCCCGGUUAUCGCGAAGCUAAAGAAGGCUGGAAUCAUCAUUCUGCACAAGUGUACAACGAUCAGACACGCGCAGAGUGCUAUAAAGCUUGGUGUAGAUUUCUUGUCGAUUGAUGGGUUUGAAUGUGCUGGCCACGUUGGAGAAUCUGACAUUACCAAUUUCAUUCUGCUCAGCAAAGCCCGGCAAACCCUCAAAGUUCCUUUCAUCGCCUCGGGCGGAUUUGCUGAUGGACAAGGACUGGCGGCUGCACUAUGCCUCGGGGCCGAGGGCAUAAACAUGGGUACACGCUUCAUGUGUACCGUGGAAGCGCCGAUUCACCAGAAGAUCAAGGAAGAGAUCGUUAAGGCCCAGGAGACGGAUACGGCGUUGGUUAUGCGCCGCUGGACCAAUACCACACGUCUAUAUCGCAACAAGGUUACUGAUGCCGUCGUCAAGAUUGAACGAGAGAGCAAGACCGGCGAAUUCGCAGAGAUCGCGCCUUAUGUCAGUGGAAAGCGGGGACGUCAAGUUUUCGCCAAUGGUGAUCCUGAUUACGGCGUAUGGACGGCUGGUCAGGUCAUUGGGUUAAUACAUGACAUACCUACCUGUGACGUCCUUGUGAAGAGAAUUGAGAAAGAAGCGGAGGAGACCUUGACGUCGAAGCUCAAGCUCGCAAGACCCAAGUUGUAGACUAUCCAUUUUAGCGUUUUAUUGUGUCGAGCUUUUGCCACCUACUCUGGAGAAUGCGGUUUGAUCCUACUAAUGUAAAUCAGAAAAUUCUCACCAAGCCUUCAUCAGUCGUGAAGUGGUGAGCCGA